CCGUGAGGGCGGGGAGAGGCCGCCGCCAUCUCCGGCUGCCGCCGCCCCGAGCGCGGCCGGGCCGGGCGGCUGUGGGGCCAUGAGGAGCCGCAGCAACUCGGGGGUGCGCCUGGACGGCUACGCCCGCCUGGUCCAGCGGACCAUCCUCUGCCACCAGAACCCAGUGACGGGGCUGCUUUCAGCCGGGGCAGACCAUAAGGAUGCCUGGGUACGGGACAACAUCUACAGCAUCCUGGCCGUGUGGGGGCUGGGAAUGGCGUAUCGGAAGAAUGCGGACCGGGAUGAGGAUAAAGCCAAAGCCUACGAGCUUGAGCAGAACGUUGUGAAGCUGAUGCGGGGACUCCUGCAGUGCAUGAUGAGACAGGUAGAUAAGGUAGAGAAGUUCAAACGCACUCAGAGUACCAAAGACUGCCUCCAUGCCAAGUAUAACUCUGCAACUUGUGCCACAGUGGUUGGGGAUGACCAGUGGGGGCAUCUACAAGUGGAUGCAACUUCCCUCUACCUGCUCUUCUUAGCACAGAUGACUGCAUCAGGGCUACGUAUUAUCUUCACCCUUGAUGAAGUUACCUUUAUCCAGAAUCUUGUUUUUUACAUAGAAGCUGCCUACAAAGUUGCUGAUUAUGGAAUUUGGGAACGUGGUGAUAAGACAAACCAAGGAAUCCCUGAACUGAACGCGAGCUCUGUAGGGAUGGCCAAAGCUGCUUUGGAAGCAAUUGAUGAACUAGAUCUUUUUGGAGCUCAUGGAGGACACAAAUCAGUGAUUCAUGUUCUUCCUGAUGAAGUGGAACACUGCCAGUCUAUUCUGUACUCCAUGUUGCCAAGGGCAUCCACAUCAAAGGAGAUAGAUGCUGGCCUUCUGUCUAUUAUUUCUUACCCAGCUUUUGCAGUGGAGGAUGUGAACCUUGUUAAUGUAACCAAGAGUGAAAUCAUAUCCAAAUUGCAGGGCCGCUAUGGCUGCUGUCGCUUUCUCCGAGAUGGUUACAAGACACCCAGAGAGGAUCCAAGCAGGCUGCACUAUGAUCCUGCUGAGCUCAAGCUCUUUGAGAAUAUUGAAUGUGAGUGGCCAGUAUUCUGGACAUACUUCCUAAUAGAUGGAAUAUUUAAUGAGGACAAGAUCCAGGUACAAGAGUACAGAGAGGCUCUGGAAGGAAUACUUAUAAGAGAGAAGAAUGGAUUAGUGCUAAUGCCUGAACUGUAUGCAGUCCCUCCAGAAAAGGUGGAUGAGGAGUAUGAAAAUCCUCAUACAGUGGAUCGUGUUCCAAUGGGAAAGUUGCCUCAUCUUUGGGGCCAAUCAUUGUAUGUCCUGAGCUGCCUGUUAGCAGAGGGAUUUCUUGCUGCAGGUGAAAUUGAUCCCUUAAACCGGAGAUUUUCCACGGGAUUUAAACCUGAUGUUGUGGUACAAGUAACUGUUUUGGCAGAAUCUAAUCAAAUUAAGAAUCUGUUGCAAAACCGUGGCAUCCAUGUUCAGAGCAUUGCUGAUAUCCAUCCACUCAGGGUGCAGCCAGCUCGCAUCCUUAGCAACCUCUACACCAUGCUGGGCCGGAACAAGAACAUGAAAUUAAGUGGCCGACCACACCGACACAUAGGAGUGUUGGGCACCUCCAAGCUCUAUGUGAUAAGAAAUCAAAUAUUUGCUUUUACCCCUCAGUUUACUGACCAGCAUCACUUCUAUCUGGCUCUAGACAAUCAGAUGAUUGUAGAGAUGCUCAAGACAGAGCUGGCUUACCUCACUUCUUGCUGGAGGAUGACAGGGAGACCAACCUUGACAUUUCCCAUCACCCACACAAUGCUUGUUGAUGAUGGCACUGACAUUCAUCCAGCAGUUCUUGCCACAAUAAGAAAAUUAGAAGAUGGUUAUUUUGGAGGUGCAAGGGUGAAGAUAGGCAAGCUAUCAGAAUUUCUUACCACUUCUUUUCAUACAUAUCUGAGCUUCCUGGAUCCAGAUUGUGACCUAAAACUGUUUGAUGACCGUAACAACGACUGUAAUAGCCCUGACAGUGAAUAUGGAGAGUACUCAGCAGAUUUCUGUGAAAAAGAUAGCCAGGAUGAGCUGGAUCAGUACAUAAAUGAUGUCCUGCUGAGCACAGCCCUGAAGUCAUACCUGCCUCCAACUUCAAAGACGACUGAACCUCCUGUGUUCAGUGCAAACCAUUCCACGGAAGAGAUACUGUCAAUAAUGGCCAAGACAAAGGGCUUGGAAGUUCCAGCCGUGUCUAUGUCUCUUCCCACUAAAGUUCUGAACACACACCGGAAGUCUCUGAAUCUUGUUGAUAAUCCUCAUUUCUUUGGGACAAAGGACCAUGAAAAUAUUUUGCACUUACCUAAAGAUGCUCAUGGUGAUUUGGAUUGCAGGAAGCUUGUUGAUCAGCUGAAGGAAUGUCCAACACUCCAUGAUCAAGCAGAUAUCUUGUAUAUCUUGCAUAUACUCAAAGGUGCUGACUGGGACACAAAGCUGGAUGGACAGUAUGGUGUCACUGUUCACUGCCUCCUCAAUGAGCUCUACAGAAAGGCAGGCCUCAAUCAGGAAUGGGGCUUAAUCCGUUACAUUUCUGGCAUACUCAAAAAGAGAGUUGAAGUCCUGGCUGAGGCAUGCACAGACCUUCUGUCACACCACAAGCAACUUACAGUGGGCCUGCCACCAGAACCCCGUGAGAAAAUCAUUACCACCCCACUGCCCCCUGAGGAGCUCACAGAUCUCAUUUAUGAAGCCAGUGGCCAAGACAUCAGUAUUGCAGUCCUGACACAGGAGAUAAUUAUGUACUUGGCAAUGUACGUCCGGUCACAGCCCAGUCUUUUUGUGGAGAUGCUCAGGCUCCGCAUUGGUCUGAUAAUCCAGGUGAUGGCCACGGAGCUGGCACGAAGUCUGAAAUGCUCAGGUGAAGAAGCUUCAGAGAGCUUGAUGAAUCUAAGCCCCUUUGAUAUGAAAAGUCUACUACAUCAUAUUCUCAGUGGGAAAGAGUUUGGAGUGGAAAGAAGCUUGCGGCCUGUAGAUUCUUCUUCAUCCAGCCCUGCAAUUUCUAUUCAUGAGAUGGGGCAUUCUGGAGCAACCAGAACUGAAAGAAGUGGUAUUACUAAAUUGAAGAGUGAGAUGAAGCAGAGGGGCAGUACUCCAUCCUCUCCCACCAGUACUUCUCCGACUGGCUCUGGCGGAGACAUGAGCUGGGGUGACAGAAAAGGGCAGUGGCUGCGCAGGAGGAGGCUUGAUGGUGCUAUUAACAGAGUUCCUGUUGGCUUUUAUGAGAAAGUGUGGAAAAUCCUUCAGAAGUGCCAUGGUCUGUCCAUUGAUGGGUAUGUCCUUCCUUCUUCAACCACCAGAGAGAUGACCCCGUGCGAAAUCAAGUUUGCAGUGCACGUGGAGUCGGUGCUGAACCACGUCCCCCAGCCCGAGUACAGGCAGCUCCUGGUGGAAGCUAUUCUCGUCCUGACGUUCCUCUCUGACAUCGAGGUGAACAGCAUUGGGGGCAUCAUCCAUGUGGACAGAAUCGUGCACAUGGCCAAUGACCUGUUUCUGCAGGAGCUGAAAUCAUUUGGAGCUACUGGUAAUAUCUUGGAGAAAGACACAGCCACAGGAAUUUGCCAUUUUUUUUAUGAUAGUGCUCCCAGUGGAGCCUAUGGCACCAUGACUUACCUAACAAAAGCCAUAAUUAUUUAUUUACAUGAUUUCCUGCCCAGCACUGGCUGUGCAAUGCAGUAAGUGAUGCCUCACAUAGGAAGAAAGGCUCAGAGGCUCUUCCUCCCCAGUUCCCUGUCAUGACCCCCUUGAUUGCUGCCUCUGUGUAUGCCAUGCACUCACUCAGCACUUGGCACUACUGGAGAUGCUCUGUGCACAUCUACUGCUGGGGACAGAGAGCUGGAAUUUGGCCUGGUUUUAGGAGAGUGUGUGAGAAAUAACGAAUAAUGAGAGUUAUUCUGCCCAAAGUGCAUAAAUGUAAUUCAUAUCAAAUUAGCAAGAAUUACACAGUUCUGCCAAGAGGGAAACAGAUUACUCUGUGGAGAUCAAAAGGCAUAAUAAAAUGAGGGAGCUGCAUCUUGGGCAUAGAGUCUCAUAAAUACGGGAAGUGAUUGAAUUCAUUCAUUUUUCUCCUGUUGUGUGUAAAUGUACAUCGUUGUGAAUCAUUAAUGCACAGUGUGGAACAUCCAGGGAAAUGUAAAUUAGAGGAGUAAGAAUAACUUGAAAUAAUGUGGUGAUAUUUCUAAUACACUUUUAUCCUGAUUCUCUUCUCAUUUUCACCUAGUCAGUGCAGGGCUAAUGCCAGUAGGGACAAACAUCCUACAAUAUCCAUUAAUUUGGGAGGAUAGCCUCUGUCAGGAAGCCGCAUCUGUCUUUAAUCUGAAUAGCUUCCUUCCCUGCAUCCCCAAGACUUAGGAAGCAGAAUCCCAAGACUCCAGCUUCUCCUGUGUGACAGACAGUUUUAUGCCUGUAAUCCUUUUCAUCUGAAUGGAGCAAGAUAAACCUCAUCCACUUGAGCACCAUUUCCAAGUCUCCUGAUCAUUUCCCUCGCAAACAGCCUCAGAGUUAAGAAUGGCAUAAUUGUGGCUUUUCCAGUGUAACACGAGUUUAUGGAAGGCUUUGAUGUUUCUCUUUGGGUUUUUUUGUUUGCUUUGUUUGUUUGUUUUUCUUUUAUUUUUAUUUCCUUUUCAAUUUUUUCUUUUUCUUCAUUUUAGUUUGAAGCUACAUUGGUCUCAUGUAAUUAGGGGUUGGGCUGCCUGGAAGUCUCCCUGCAGACAGUUCCCAGGUUACUGCUGUCAAUUGGAGGCUCUGAGGUGCUGCAGGGAGUAGGUGCAUCCUGCAUGGAAAUGACUCCAUGGCCAUUUAAACUGAAAACAGAGUUUGGCGGCCUCUGGAGAGGAAAACCAUGCCUUACCCCAGGCACUGGCUGUGUUUUUCCUUGUGCCUGUGCUGCUGGCUUUGCCACCAGCCACAUGUCAGCAUAGGAAAGUGGCAGUAGCUUCAGCAUCCCGUGCCACAAACAGGCUCUCUCAGUAGCACUGCUGCCAUGUGAGCAGAAAGGAUCAGAGCAAUUCUGUCUUGCCAGGUAGAGGUGAAAAGAGCAGAUAGGCCUGUAAAAAUAAGUACUUUCUGAGCUAUAUAAGCCUGACAGCCUGCCUGCUGUCCCUCUACACUGUCCCUGCUACUAUAGCAGUAUCUGGGAGCUGGCUCAAAAGUGUAGGUGUAGGAGGCCUUAGUGUGAGGUGAUUUAAUGUUUUUUCAGAGACCAGAGGAGUUUGGUAGUCCAGAGGACCAGGAGCCCUGUGUUACCCACUAUGGGAACCAUGGGCCUUUGUAGGGGCCAGUAUAAAGUGACAGUUCAGGUACAAUUAGCACUUGGGUGUGGAAAUUAUUUUAUUGGCGUGGUGCCUGUUUUGUAAGGGUUUGCCUUUGUUAUUGUUUGGUGUGGGUUUUUUAAACUUUUCAUGUGUAUUAUGAGAGCUCACUUGGCUUGUUUCCCAGUGAAAGGAAGUAAAAUCCUUUGUCUAGUUUAAGCAGAUGUGACAGUGCAGAGCAUAAGCACAACAAGAACAAGGUGAUGGUUUUUUUUAUUCUAUUCAGUAUCAUACAAAAAGUAGUAGCCGUUAUUUUUGCUUUUCUUCUUGAAUCGUAGAUUGAGAGAGAUGCAAGAUGACUUUUUGCUCAGACUUUUAAUUUUUUUUUUUACCUACUGUGUGAAUUUCUUUUCAGAAACAAGAAGGCUGAUGUUGGUUUUCCAUGCAGCUGCAUUGAAGUCUAAAGCAAUGAAAUGUAUGGCUUAGCAUACCUGGACACUCUUUAAGACUUCUUUGUUUUCAAAUGGGAGUGUCAUUGGUUUCUUUACUAUCAAAUUCACAGUAUGACCUAGGUUAUGGUAUAUUAAUGAAGAUCAUAAUGAAUUACCCUGUGGAAUGCAGGCAAUUGGAAAAUGUUUAUGUGGUAAUUUGAAGAGUUUAGGUAUCUAUCUGGUGGUGAAGGGUGGUACUCAAAGACAAGGCCAGUGGAAGGCAAACUUACAUUACUUGCAGGGUCAGGCACAGCUGCGCCUUGCUGCUGUGUUACUGCUCAGAGCAAAGAAGCAUUGCAGCUGGAGAGUAGCCUUGCAAACCCAUUUGCAAAUAAGGUUUUACACAGACCCUCUGCUUUGCUGAGGAGCCCUGUGUGUGUGAGGCUACUGCAAAGCAGAGCUAGCACUGGCAGUGGCCAGGGUGUGCUCCCAUAUAAAAUACAGGACGACUCUGUGGUUUGUGCAGGGCUGAGCUAAUUGACAGAGGCUGCACAGCCUCCCUGGGGAGGCAGCAGAGGAUGACACUGCCAGCUGCCAGUCCCUGGAAGCACAUUUAUGGAAAGAAGGCAAAGGUGAACAGACCGGUCCUGUGCCUCAGAAACAAGGGCAUUAGUGAAUUAAAACAGAUUCACCUGAGAGCUGCUCAUGCCAGCCUGAUGGGCCCUGGUGCCCCAAGCAAUUUGCAGCUGUAGCAUCAGGAGCACCCACACAGUGCUGGAGGUAGCUGGAUGUGCCAGACACAGGGCUGGGGGGAGGAGCUGGCAGAAUAAGGACCUGUGUCCAGCUCAGAGCUCAUACCAUAUGUUGGCCCCAGCCCUGCUCCACAGCCCUGUGUCCCCCCUGCUCACACUGUUGCCUUUCCCCUGCUGUGACAGGGAUGUGGGUUUGUCAGACUAGAGAGAUCAAAAAUGCCACUGAUCUCCCACAGCUGCUGGUGCCACAGGUAACUGUGAAAACUGAAUGGGUGGAGUGCAAAGUUUGUCUGGCUUCUGUUCUGCUAAUUGUAGUCUCCUUUCUCAGGGAAAGAGUCCUGCUUGUUCCUGGAAGGUGCAGGUGAGCCACACAGUCUUUGGCUGCCCUGCAAAGGGGCAGCCACUUUCUGUGGGGUAGUGAAACACCUGGCCUGCCCCAUGUGGGCAUGGGACACUGCAGGAAUGUGUCACCCUUCUGGCAGUAGCCAGGGCCUUGAGAGAAGUGGGAGCUUGAGUCAGUCCAAGCCUAACCUUGGGCACUUUUUGGAGUGGUCAGCAGGCAGGAGCAGAGUUGCCCAGAAAGCAGGAGAGCGAUGCUACCAGUGGUGGCAGCUGUAGCUGUAGGGUGAGAGCUUGGCACUCUGCAGACUGAUUCAGGUGCUGCUUAAAAGACCGCUCACAUCUGGAAUAUUAAGUAGCUGCUGCAUAGAAUUGUGACUGAGAAAAAGGGAUUGAGGAUGUGGGUUAUAGAAUCAAACAGUUUGGAUUUAAGUACAAGCAGCAGGGAUUUUUCCCACUCCCGGUUUCACUCUCGUGGCAUUUAUUCCCAGCAUUAGAUGUUUCACAGUUACUCCCCCUGGCAGCCCCCUUCUGUCAGGGGCCAGAGGGCUCUUUGUGCCACCAGCAGCUGACAGGACAGGCUUUCUUUUUUUGGCUCAAUGAUUCAGCUGCUCUCAUACCUCUGUCCUGCAUCCCCAAAAGGCUCUCCCUGCCUGCUGAGUGAAGCUGUGCUAUGACUGUACCUUGGUAUCCCCUCUCAGGAAGUGAUCUCUCAAGGCCAGUCCCCUUCAUGCCAGGUUCAGGAAUGUGUCCUUAGUGGAGGACAUCUACAUGGGAAGGUGUCAGCCAUCCUUCAGAGCUCCUGUGUCUCACUGUACAGUCUGGCUUUGUCCUCUUUACUGGGGCAGGUGCAAAAGGGGGACUCCAGAGCUGCAGUGUCCAAUUCUGCCUUGCAGUUCACACCCUCUGCAUGGAAGCCAACAGCGGGAAGCAAGAUCUCACCACACACAGAGAUGUUUGGCCAUUGUAAGUGGAGCCUUUUUGUAACUCCACUGGAAUAAGGUGGAACUGAUCAUCACAGUGCAUAGAUCAGAAUAACUACAUGCUAAACAUAUACAUUAUGUAUUACCACUGCCAUUAAAGUUUCACUGUAAAUUU
Lonchura striata (white-rumped munia) is the source of this 7885-nucleotide messenger RNA. It is a transcript of the gene PHKA2, whose product is annotated as phosphorylase kinase regulatory subunit alpha 2. Gene Ontology annotation, cellular component: phosphorylase kinase complex. Lineage: Eukaryota; Metazoa; Chordata; Aves; Passeriformes; Estrildidae. Gene Ontology annotation, molecular function: calmodulin binding. Gene Ontology annotation, biological process: glycogen metabolic process. The record is from RefSeq and is a predicted model, not a curated record.